AUGCCCUCUCCGCUCAUCUUGGGGCCAAGAGAGGUAGGAGGGGGCCGGGCGGGGAGGGGGCACGGUGGGGGUCGCGACUCACCCGCCCCUAUUGCAGGGCUGUGGGGGUUGGUGAACAACGCCGGCGUCGCCAUCCCCACCGCCCCCAACGAGUGGCUGAGGAAGGAGGACUUUGUGACGGUGCUGAACGUCAACCUGGUGGGGCUGAUCGAGGUGACCCUCAGCCUCCUGCCGCUGGUGAAGCGGGCGCGGGGCCGCGUGGUGAACGUGGCCAGCGUGAUGGGCCGGCUCUCCGGCUUCGGGGGGGGUUACUGCCCCUCCAAGUUCGGUGUGGAGGCCUUCUCCGACAGCCUCAGGCUUGAGAUGCAGCACUUCGGGGUGAAGGUGAGCAUCAUCGAGCCGGGCUACUUCAAGACGAGCAUCACCAGCACCGUAGGCCUGGAGAAGAGCUUCCUCAGAACCUGGGAGAGGCUGCCCAAUGAAACCAAAGCGAGUUACGGGGACAAAUACCUGCAGGACUUCCUGACAGCCAUGCGGCAGGCAGAGAAGAGGUGCAACCCCAACCUCUCGCUGGUGACGGACUGCAUGGAGCACGCACUGACCAGCCGCUACCCGCGCUGCCGCUAUGCAGCUGGCUGGGACGCCAAGCUGUUCUACAUCCCGCUCAGCUACAUGCCCUCUGCCAUCACCGACGCCUUCUUCACCUGGUCCUACCCCAAACCUGCCCAGAAAGUGUGAGGCAGCGUGGGCGGAGCUGGCAUGGCCCCACAGCUCAGAUCCCACAUCAGCACGCGCUGCACAGCACCGCCGCGGCUGGCAAACUGUUUGCUGCUGAAUAAAGAUGACCUCCUCCUCCCCGUA
Messenger RNA from Meleagris gallopavo (turkey), 861 nucleotides. NCBI's taxonomy places the organism in Eukaryota, Metazoa, Chordata, Aves, Galliformes, Phasianidae. The record is from RefSeq and is a predicted model, not a curated record.